AUGCCUCGAUAUCUCGUCAGACCUACUUCCUACCCUAUAGAUAUCAAGUCAUCCUCCAACUCGAUUAAGAUCAUUGAUUUUGGUCAAUCUUUCUUACACGACGAGUGUCCUGGCGCCCUGCGUACUCCGCUUCCCGUUCGCGCCCCGGAGAUUAUCUUCAAAGAUAAGGUGGAUUAUCGUGUGGAUCUUUGGAGUAUGGGCUGUUUGCUUUUCGAGCUCAUUGUCGGACAGCCGCCGUUUGACAGCUUCAUGACAACGCCUGCAAGUCUUGUGCGUGAGAUGCUUGAGACAGUCAGCGACGAUUUGCCGGAUCGAUGGAAAAUGGAUUGGCAUGUCAUGGAAAAGACAUUGGAUGAGAGCGAUCCCACUAGCUCACUUCAAGAAUGGUUGGAGGAAAUGUACUUUGAUGGGGAGAGGCGCGAGGAUAUGAGCCGAGAAGACAUUUUGCGAGUCGGCGCACUCAUCGGAAGCAUGCUACGAAUGGAGCCGUCCGCGAGGGCAUCAGCAAAGGAUGUUGUCCAGGAUGCUUGGUUCCAGGGAUAA
This is a messenger RNA of Alternaria ethzedia, 543 nucleotides long. RefSeq lists its product as uncharacterized. Gene Ontology annotation, biological process: protein phosphorylation. The record is from RefSeq and is a predicted model, not a curated record. Gene Ontology annotation, molecular function: ATP binding; protein kinase activity. The transcript has 2 exons. The coding region runs from base 1 to 543 and encodes 180 amino acids. NCBI's taxonomy places the organism in Eukaryota, Fungi, Ascomycota, Dothideomycetes, Pleosporales, Pleosporaceae.